Dicrocoelium dendriticum is the source of this 420-nucleotide messenger RNA. Lineage: Eukaryota; Metazoa; Platyhelminthes; Trematoda; Plagiorchiida; Dicrocoeliidae. The record is from the annotation of a GenBank genome assembly.
AUGAAGUCCAUCGUAGCUGACGCUUUAAUGAGGUACCUAGAAAACAACAAAAUUCUCGUUCCGGAACAGCAUGGAUUUCGCCAAAAUCGCUCCGGCUCCACUAAUCUGUUGAUUGCUCUUGCAAACUGGACGGAAUCUGUGGACGUUGGUGCAGGAGUCGACGCGGCCUACUUGGAUUUUUCAAAGGCAUUCGACCGUAAAGACCAUCGCAUUCUCCUUCACCAACUUCAGCAAUAUGGAAGCAGUGUUCCUGUUCUGGGUUGGAUAGGAGAAUUUCUCGUGCAACGUCACCUAAAAGUCAGGGUUCGAAGCAACUUAACAGAAUCCAUCGGUUCAGUGCGGCAUACCUCAAGGCUCGGUACUUGGCCCCCGCCUGUUCCUGGUCUUCAUAAAUGCUCUCGCGAGUGUGCUAUCUUCUAA